Daucus carota subsp. sativus is the source of this 3794-nucleotide messenger RNA. Its product is annotated as ethylene-responsive transcription factor ERF034. The coding region runs from base 2614 to 3570 and encodes 318 amino acids. NCBI's taxonomy places the organism in Eukaryota, Viridiplantae, Streptophyta, Magnoliopsida, Apiales, Apiaceae. The record is from RefSeq and is a predicted model, not a curated record. Gene Ontology annotation, biological process: positive regulation of DNA-templated transcription; response to stress. Gene Ontology annotation, molecular function: DNA-binding transcription factor activity; transcription cis-regulatory region binding. The transcript has 7 exons. Gene Ontology annotation, cellular component: nucleus.
GCCAUGCUUUCUACACAUGUUUCAUCCAUGUUAUAGGUGAUUAUGCUAUUUGGGUAAAUAAAAAAAUUGAAAUGAAGCUUAAAUAGUAAAGUUUGGAGCUUAUUUAUCCAUUCCUUUUUUUUAUAUCGAGAUGAGAUAUCUUUUUUGCUAUCUGAAUACCAGACAAUCAUGAUCCGCUGGAUAAUACUCUUCGAAAAGAGUGUUUUAUAUAUGAUGCAUGUUCGGUCUGACACUAUUUAUUUAUUUUUUAUUUUUUUAUUUUUUUAUUAGGCCUCGCAGUAUUUAGUUACAAAUAUUUCUCAUCAGAGAAUGGUCCUAAUAACCAUACACCCUAGAAAAGGGAAAAAUGGUGCGAUUUGCGCUGUCACCCGUUUAUUAAUUUAAGAGAGAAUAUAUGUGAAAGCAUUUUUAAUAUUUAAUCACUAUAUGUAUUUAUAUGACUCACUAAAUUUGUAUUACUGGUGACUCGCGUGCAACAUCUUUAACUCAACAACACUCUUUUGCUCGAGCUCCUCAGCUAGUAUUGUUAUUAUUUCUUUGUCACACCCUUAUUCCAACGGACGGAUUAUUGUCCAUUUCUUGCAAAAUAAUUACUCAUUUUGCUUAUUUUGUAUCUCAUUUUUUAUAUUAGAAUUAAAUCGAUAUAAAAUCUCAUCAGUUAUACGUCGAAACUCUUUGCUUUUAUGAUCGCCAGUUUUUAGAUUCUAGAUCUGUAUAGUUGAUACCAUCUUUAAAAAAAAAUUAUUUAAUUUUUUUAAUAAAUAUUAUAUAUAUUCAAAUUUCUUCCUAGAAAAAUAUUUACUAAAAGUAUUAGUUCAGUAUACAGUCAACAUAUUAUAUACUUAUAUAUAUUAAGCGUAAGAGAGAUAAUUUGGUCGCAUGGUCACAUGGUCCAAAGGCUUAUCAUCCGUUGUAUUGUAUAUUGAACAAAUAAGAACCGUUGGAUUAGAACAAAAUUAACUUCUAAUUCUAUAAAGCAACUGAUAUCUACUUGCAUAUUUAUAAUUCCUUUUUUAAAUCCAAAACAAAUUCUGUUUUUCACAUGUGUAUGAUUUUUUUAAAUCCAAAAUAAAUAUUUCCUACCAGUUUUAAUUGUAGAAUCUAUAAAUCGCACCGUCAUAAAAUUAAUUUUAUCUAAUAUAUUUUAAGAUUAAUAAGCCGGAUAUUUUAAUCCAAAAUUAAUAUUUCCUAACAGUUUUAAUUGUAGAAUCACAUAAAUCGCACCGUCACAAAAUUAUUUUUAUCUAAUAUAUUUUAAAAUUAGUAAGCCAUAUUUAAAUCAUAUUAUGAUAAUUCUAAUAUAAAAUACAUUUAUAAAUAUAAUCUAAUGGAAGUUGACGUCACAUAUUUUACUCAAUAUAUACUAAAAUUUGAUAUAAAAAAAUUUAAUACCUUGGCAUGAUACAUAGGAGAAAAGGAAUGACUUGAUUACAAUAAUUUAUUUGAAGCCAUUAAUGACUAUGACGAUGUAUUUUAUACUGCAUCGCCACUGUCGGAUGAUAUAACAUGUGUGACCAUUUUAUUUAUUUACAGAAACAAGUCUGAAAAGUAUGUCCUAUAUAUUCAUACAAUAGUUCUGACUUACAAACAAAUCAUAAUUUCAAAUUUUAUUUGAUUGAAAAUUUUAAUUUAUUAUUUAUAAAUUAAAUUCUUUCACACCAUUUACAAUAUAAUUAAAAAGCUUAUAAAUAAUUAAAAAGCUCCCGUGCCUUGCACGAGCUAUAAGCUAGUAUCUGUUUUUUUUUUUUAUCAAAUAAGCUAUAGUAUCUGUUAAAAACAUUAAGUAGUAUAUGUAUUAAAAACACUAGAGUAUUAGUUAACGGUCGUUAAUUAUUGUAUACAUAAAUAUAUUAUUUUAUAAACCGAAAAUUCUGAAGAAAACAGUAAGAAAAUAUAAAAUUGUAACGGGAAGUGAAAGUAGUAGGUAGCCCGCGCAGAUCACCUGUUCGGUCUAAUGUCUCACCGGGAAAGUGAACCUAGUCCACUUUGUGUUUUGCCCUAAUCAAAUUCAACUGUCCGGCAGUCACGCAAUCUCUGAGAAAACAUGGGGUAAAGACCUUUAUACACCAAGCCCUACUUUGUUAAGAGAAUCUGACUGGUACUUUGAUUAGGCAAUCAUCAAAGUUUGUGCUGAGCCAAUGGUUAGCUUGUUAGAAGAUUCCGGAUCAUAGUAAGAAGAUAAUGAUGACUAUAGCUUCAACUUGAUAUGCGAUAACAGCGAUAAGGUUGCAGGAUAAUUUGCACCAGUGGCAGUCUAGCACUUGCCAGUGAAUUUUCAGUAAUGAUUGCACGAAGUGCAUAUAAUCCUGAUUAUGUUGAAAGACCAUCCGUUGUGGUGUUAAUGAAGAUCCAUAUUCUGAGGAAGGUGGACAUGGAUCCGUUGACACAAGCUCAGGUUGAUGCAUGCCCUGAAGCAAUAAUUCUAUCGCUGUCCCCGGGUGAGAUGGAACAAGAAAAUAAUAUAUCUUCGGAGAUCUCUAACAAGGCUGAAGAAUCGAAGAUAUCGAGGAUUAUCCUUAGCCCUGUCUUUGUGCAGUUUGGGAGUUGGUUUCUAAAAGGAACUAAUGUCAACAAAAUAUUUAUACAGAAGCUAUAAUCUGGUCGUCUACUUCCAUGAGAUUUAGCAAAUGCAAAAAAGUAAUCUGUAGGUGCAUUUCACCGAUGUCAAAGGCACUAAGCUUAAGAUCUGCAAAAUCGGUGAUGAAGGUAAGUCAAUCGAGCCCAAGAGGCAGAAGAACAAGGGGAGGACCUGAUAAUUCCUCUUGCAAGUUUAGAGGCGUGAGGCAGCGGACUUGGGGCAAGUGGGUGUCGGAGAUAAGCGAGCUUAAUCGUGGAAAGCGCACUUGGCUAGGCACUUUUGCAACCGCUGAGGCUGCAGCUAUGGCCUAUGAUGAGGCUGCUGUCAAGCUCUUUGGUUCUGAUGCUAAAAUCAACUUUCCAGAGAGGCUACCACAAGUGUCAUGUCCAGUCCAGGCCACAGCCCCCACUAGCGAAAUUCCAGAAGAAGGAAUUGUAGAAUUGCAGCAGGGUGAGGAUCCACCAGCUAUGGCCUAUGAUAAGGCUGCUGGUAAGCUGUCUGGUGGUUAUGCUAAGCUUUCUGAGAACAUACCUCAGGUGUCAUGUCCAGUUCAUACGAGAGCCACCACUAGCAAGGACACCCUUAUAUAUUCUGAGGGAAUCAAAACUCCUGGAGGACUUACAGAGAUGGAGCAGGUUGCAUGCCCACCAGGUCCUGAAUUCUCUCUUACUACUAUUCAGUAUGACUGCCUGAUAAAUGAUCUGUUGAUUGGUAAUUUUGAUUAUGUUAUGAAGAAACAAUCCGAUGUAGCUCGGAUUGUUAACCAUGUUGAUUUGCAAGGUGAUAAAGUUGGGAAGAAUGAAGGUAAUUUGGGAGAAAAGCUGAUUGUGGAAUUGCCAAAAUCUGACGGUUCUACCUUGUGGGAUGAAAUCAUGGCAACAACUGAUUUAGAGAAGAUCAAGAACCCAGAGGAUUUUUCAGCUGGUGACUUGGACGAUGUUUUUAAAGAUAUCCUGGAAGAUGAUCUAGGCAUAGACAUUUCUGGGUUCUGAAUAGUGCCUCGCUCACACUGCACCUAAGCUAUGAUGGAUUUUAUUUUCUGUCACUUCAUGUAAUAUGUAUAUAGUCUUAACUAUCGAGAGCAAAGAGUUGUGUUACAGUGGAUCAUACAAGGUCACAUGAUCUUCUUAAACAAUAAUGUUUGCUAUAUAUCGAGUUUGUAAAACGAAUAAAUAUGUAUGAAUAAAAUCUGUGAUGUUGUUGGCUUUAUAUAAAA